AUGUCCACAGUUAUUCGAGAUGCCAUGGCUGUCUGCAAGGCCUUGGAUAUUAGGUUUCUCUGGAUCGAUUCGGUCUGCAUUGUGCAAGAUGACAAGUCGGACUGGGAAGUGCAGAGCCAACAGAUGGGUUCAGUAUAUCGCUACUCCUUUUUGACCAUAUGCGCUCCGACGUCUCACUCCUGCGACCAGGGAUUCCUAGGUUCGAAUAAUCACGCAAUCGACGUCCCAUUCAGGUCGCGUAUCAACCCUGGCAUUGUGGGAAGCUACACCAUCGAGGACCAAGGGCAGGAAUCAGGGAUGCGCUUCCUACACCCUAACAACCGGACUCCCUAUAAUAUCGAUACCGGGGUCUCCUCCUGGGCGACUCGUGGAUGGGUGUUUCAGGAACGGAAACUUUCUCCUCGAAAACUCGUAUUUGGGAGGUCUAUGUUUCACUUUGUUUGUGCCCAUCACAGCAUCUCUCAGAACGGCCUUGUACUCCCCUCGCCAAUGAUGGAAACGCUGUUGCCAGUCUUCCGAGCACUACAGCUCGGGUUGUUUAAUGAAGGAGACGUCCAUAUGGCAUGGACAGAAAUUGCUUCCGAAUACGCGGAUCUAACCUUGCAGCAACAACACGACAGGCUGCCGGCUAUAUCUGGUUUAGCGCAGCUCUUUGCAGAUUCUGCGAGACUCUCGGAAGACUCGUACGUCGCUGGACACUGGAAGGCUCAUCUCCUGAAAGGCUAUGGGCUGCUGUGGCAGCGGGAGUCGAUUCACACACGACAGAGCCUCCUUGAUCAGUUCAGGGCAGCUCAGCGCCUCAAGACGCCAACUUGGAGCUGGGCUAACCAAGCAAGAAGCUUCAAGCCCGGCUAUCUACACUACCAUCCUCACGGAUCCCCUGCGCGCCCACAUUCAUGUGUUGAGUUCCAGAAAAUGGACGUAGAGACAUCCCACGCGGGUUUAAACGCUUUCGGCAGCGUUACCAGCGGCAUGAUCAGGAUGACGGGAAGACUGAAGGCCUACGCGUCACUACGCGUCUCCAGGCAAUAUCCGUCAACAUAUGCACGACGAUUGUUUGAAGGAGAUUGCCACAUUGCCGAUUGCGUUCUUGAUUGGGUUGUGCACCAUGAUGGCGAAGAACAGGAUGGACUUAUACUGCUGCCUCUCCUGAGUGCCUGCCCCGGCGAGUCUCCAGGCUUGCUCAUAUACGACGAGCUAAGGGGCUACGAUAUACCAUCCCAGCGAGCGAAAGGGAGAUGUGUAGUUCCGUCCAGCAAUGCAUACACGUUUUCGGCAACUAUGAACGCCACAAUUCUGAAAAGAAUGACGAGUCCUGAAAAUCAAGAAGACGCCGAGCCCAAGUGCCAGUGUUUUAAGACUUGUGCCCAUGCAGAGAAAGUGAAUCGGGAUGUCUUCGGGAUCGUUCUGUGUCGAUCUGAUGUGCCUGAGCAAUAUUGGCGAGUAGGAGUCUUUUUCUCAGAGGCAUCAGAGACAGCUGGGCUGGCUCUGUUCCGUGACGUGGCGUAUCAGGAAAUCAUCACCACGUAG
This is a messenger RNA of Pochonia chlamydosporia 170, 1530 nucleotides long. Its product is annotated as heterokaryon incompatibility protein (HET) domain-containing protein. The transcript has a single exon. Bases 1 to 1530 code for a protein of 509 amino acids. NCBI's taxonomy places the organism in Eukaryota, Fungi, Ascomycota, Sordariomycetes, Hypocreales, Clavicipitaceae. The record is from RefSeq and is a predicted model, not a curated record.